Magnolia sinica is the source of this 1642-nucleotide messenger RNA. RefSeq names its product glutamate decarboxylase. The transcript is spliced from 7 exons. Lineage: Eukaryota; Viridiplantae; Streptophyta; Magnoliopsida; Magnoliales; Magnoliaceae. The record is from RefSeq and is a predicted model, not a curated record. The coding region runs from base 97 to 1596 and encodes 499 amino acids. Gene Ontology annotation, molecular function: glutamate decarboxylase activity; pyridoxal phosphate binding. Gene Ontology annotation, biological process: L-glutamate catabolic process. Gene Ontology annotation, cellular component: cytosol.
CAUUGCAAACACAACCUAUUCUCUCACAACCCUUCAAUCCAAGCCCUUCAUAUUCUCUCUCUAUCUAUCUAUCUCUCUCUCUCUCUCUCUCUCACCAUGGUUCUCUCCAAGACAGCCUCGGAGAGUGAUGUUUCGGUGCACUCCACCUUUGCAUCCCGUUACGUUCGUACAUCGCUCCCCAGGUUUAAGAUGCCGGAGAAUUCUAUCCCGAAAGAAGCUGCAUAUCAGAUCAUCAACGAUGAACUGAUGUUGGACGGUAAUCCUCGUCUUAAUCUAGCUUCUUUCGUGACCACAUGGAUGGAGCCGGAGUGCGAUAAGCUGAUCAUGGCCGCAAUUAACAAGAACUAUGUGGACAUGGAUGAGUAUCCGGUCACGACCGAGCUUCAGAAUCGAUGUGUAAACAUGAUUGCACAUCUCUUUAAUGCCCCUCUUGGAGAUUCGGAGACCGCGAUCGGAGUUGGGACCGUCGGAUCAUCAGAAGCGAUCAUGUUGGCUGGAUUGGCAUUCAAGAGGAGAUGGCAAAACAAGCGAAGGGCCGAGGGGAAGCCCUGCGACAAGCCCAACAUUGUCACUGGUGCCAAUGUUCAGGUUUGCUGGGAGAAAUUCGCGCGAUACUUCGAAGUUGAAUUGAAGGAGGUGAAGCUAAGGGAAGGCUAUUAUGUAAUGGACCCCGCGAAGGCGGUCGAGAUGGUGGAUGAGAACACCAUAUGUGUGGCUGCGAUCUUGGGUUCGACACUCAACGGUGAAUUUGAGGAUGUGAAGCUCUUGAAUGAUCUCUUGGUGGAGAAGAACAAGGAAACUGGAUGGGACACUCCGAUCCAUGUGGAUGCUGCGAGCGGUGGGUUCAUCGCGCCUUUCUUGUAUCCGGAGCUGGAGUGGGAUUUCCGUCUGCCGUUGGUGAAGAGCAUCAACGUCAGCGGACACAAAUACGGGCUCGUCUAUGCCGGAAUCGGGUGGGUCAUCUGGAGGAACAAGGAAGACUUGCCUGAGGAACUCAUCUUCCACAUCAACUACCUUGGAGCUGAUCAACCAACAUUCACCCUCAAUUUCUCCAAAGGUUCCAGCCAAGUCAUUGCUCAGUACUAUCAACUGAUUCGCUUGGGUUAUGAGGGAUACCAAAACAUAAUGGAGAACUGCCGGGAGAACGCGCUGGUGCUGAAGGCAGGACUCGAGAAGACGGGCCGUUUUAACAUUGUCUCGAAAGAUAACGGCGUUCCGUUAGUGGCCUUCUCACUCAAGGACAACAGCCGACACGAUGAGUUCGAAGUAUCGGACUACCUCCGGCGUUUCGGUUGGAUCGUACCGGCCUACACCAUGCCACCUGACGCCCAGCACGUGACCGUCCUACGUGUCGUCAUCCGAGAGGACUUCAGCCGCACGCUCGCCGAGCGCCUCGUGCUGGACAUCCAGAAGGUCCUGAACGAGCUCGACGCGCUGCCGUCUAAACUGACGUCCAAAGUCUCCGUCACGUGCGAGGAGAAGAAGGGGAGUAACGGGACCGUUAUCGUUAAGAAGACGGCGUUAGAGACGCAAAAGGAGAUAACGACCGUUUGGAAGAAGUUCGUUAUGCAGAGAAAAACUAACGGCGUAUGUUAGAGUCGACCGCUGACGUGUCUUAAUUAUGACUUAUUAAUUAUUUUUU